UUUUGUGUUAAUAAACAAGACCCCAGUGUCUUUUAAAAGAAAACGAAACCUUUACCCUUAAUACUCUUAUUUUUCGUAUAGAGACGAGUUUGACGGGUUUUUAUAACCAUACAGAAAUGGUUCACGAAGAUUUGUUUUCACGUCUUAACGAAGUUGGAUAUAAGAACUGGUUAAAAGCAGGUUUUUGCCUCCUGAAAGUUAAAGAUGGAUUGUGCGGAUUUGCAGACAGCGAAAUGCGGUGUUUUCACAACGCAAUCGUUAAUAACAACAUUGUCUUAAAAGGACAGAUUUGCAGAAGCAACUGUAAACCAUGGGGAAAUCAGUUUGAAUCUGCUUGUCCUCUCUGUACUGAGUGGAGAAUGGAAAUAUUGAAACACCACACUAAACCAUUUGCUAUUAUCAACUGGGGAAAUUGCAGACCCUGGCUUUGGCCGACUCAACACUGGGAACUGGCAAAGGCUUUCAUGCCACGUGGGCUGGCAGAUUUAUCCAGAGCAGACCAAUGUGAUGCAGCCGCACUGCUUAACCUUCUCCACUUUUGUGACCAUUUCAGCUUUAUCAAUCCGACCAUCGUAACUCAGGUCAUCCGUUGUAGGAAUGAGUUAAUGCACUCGUGUGAGAUGCAGGUCUCAAAUGAGUGGAUGGCACACUUUCAGAAGAGCCUGGAGCAGUUGUUACUAACUUUACGCCAUGUCCCUGAAGUGGCUGCAGCAGGUCAACAGAUCCAGGAGAUGUUUUCUGUUGAUCUGUCAUUGCACAUCCCAGGGGUCGACAGUGUGGAUGGAGCCACAGUGGAAGGAGUAUUGAUUGAAUCCAUCAGCCAGUGUGAAACGGAAUUGCUUAGGGAAUCUCUGAAAGACCUAUUAAACAACAGUGAACUCGAGGGAAAUGCCAUACCUCUGGAGAAACUCCAGAGCAUCCAUAGAUUCCUGAGCAGCCACAAGGAUCUCAAAGAGGAGUUCAGUACAGAACUUCAGAGCAUUUGCCUCCUGGAGGCACAACAGCUGCAAGGAGCAAACACUGCUGCUGAUGAAGGCUGAUGCAGAAAGAUGACUGCGCUACAGAGACAGCAGAAGAAAAACAACAAAUAUUAUUAUUAUUAUAUAGGGUCAGGGGUCAAUACUUGUAAAUGGAAAUUCUAUUUUGAUUCUUAUACUAAAUUUCAAUCAGGUAAUUAAUUCAGGUUUUUCAUAAGCUGGGCAUUCUAUGCAUUUUGCAACAGUACACAUGACAUUGGUUUAUGGUUUAAGGUACUUUUCAUAGAUUUUAGUAGUAUGCAACUGUGUGCAAGUUACAACCAAUAAAUUGUUAUGAACUGGAAAGAGA
Molecule: messenger RNA, 1326 nt
Organism: Tachysurus vachellii
Lineage: Eukaryota; Metazoa; Chordata; Actinopteri; Siluriformes; Bagridae
Exons: 6
Coding region: 117-1040 (307 amino acids)
Source: RefSeq, a predicted model, not a curated record